GACUAAUCAUUCUAAUCAAAUGUCAAUUGUCAAUCGGAAAAAUAACCUCUCUUAUUAUGAUGCAAUUCAGAUUAUUUACUGUUAAAACGAUGUUUACUGAGUGACUUGUGCUAAUUUAAUUGAUUAAAACUGUGCUAUUGCCACCUGAGAUGGGUGCCAUAGUGAGCAAAGCUUUGAGACCGAUCAAAUCCUUCAACAUUGAAAAUCGCGCUCAUCGCGUGAUUUCCAAAGAGAAGCCGACUCCUGCUCCGACUUAUGCUCAUAAUAUCGAAGAUUUAAAGCGCACUCUGCAGGCAGAUCCUGAUAUAGAUGAAAAACUUAAUCGAAAAGAUGAGGGGCUCGAUAAAAGAUUAAAAGAUGUUUAUGUAACCUCAAUGGGAAGGCCCGAAGAUGAUAUCACAAGGGAGAAGCAGUCAGAGAGUAAGAGCAAGCGUCCUCUGCCGCAAGACCGCAAGAUGCCGGAACAAUACGAUUUCGGCUUUAAAGAGCCGGAGAGAGUGCCUUACGGACGUACAACUCUUCGCGAUGCCAUAAACUUUAUUUCUUCACAUCAAGCUAAUCCUGAAGAAGCGACGGCUGAAAAGAUAGCUUUAGAGUACAAGCUUAAGGAGGAAGAUGUAGCUAGUAUACUGAAAUAUUUCAAGACUUAUGAAGUUUACAUACCAGAGACUAAGAAAACACCAGCAGUGUUUGCGGGACCGGCUCAAAUGAGAAAACAACUGUACAAACUAGACGCAAAACUAAUUAGCGACAGGAAAGAGAAGGAAGAAAGUACCACAUCUAAGACAGACGUUAAAGUCAAGGACACUGCUUAGUAAUAAUUAUUUUAGUUAAAUAGAUACUGUUACCUCAAUGUAUCUUGUUUUAUUAAUGAAAAUGGAUUAGUUUCAAGAAUAGAAUAUAUUUAAUGAAUUGUUUUUAUUUUAAUAAGGACAAAUUGAAUAUAAAAUGUUGCUGUUAUAUAUCAGGGAAUUACUUGUGAAAUAAUUCUGAGAAUAUUCUUUUUCUUGAUAUAUCAAAGGUUGCUAUUUCAAUAAAAUUUUGAUCUCCACAAUAUUUAUACCACAAAAACAUCAUGAAAUUGAGGAAAAACGUCUUCAGUUCAAGAGAUACAAAUUAGUUAAUAACAUUUUAUUUUUCUCAUUAAUUUAUUUAUUUCAGAAACAAAACUUUACUCAGUAUGUAAUGUUAGAAUAUUUUCGAUAUUGUUAACAAUAUCUAGCUAAUGUGAUGUAGUAGUUAGAAGGGAUAAUAAAAUUGUUUUGUUUUUAA
Messenger RNA from Helicoverpa armigera (cotton bollworm), 1272 nucleotides. Its product is annotated as protein NDUFAF4 homolog. Lineage: Eukaryota; Metazoa; Arthropoda; Insecta; Lepidoptera; Noctuidae. The transcript has a single exon. The coding region runs from base 150 to 815 and encodes 221 amino acids. The record is from RefSeq and is a predicted model, not a curated record. Gene Ontology annotation, cellular component: mitochondrion. Gene Ontology annotation, biological process: mitochondrial respiratory chain complex I assembly.